This is a messenger RNA of Leptopilina heterotoma, 3384 nucleotides long. It is a transcript of the gene Sec10, whose product is annotated as exocyst complex component 5. Gene Ontology annotation, cellular component: exocyst; cytoplasm. Bases 209 to 2356 code for a protein of 715 amino acids. The record is from RefSeq and is a predicted model, not a curated record. The transcript has 6 exons. Gene Ontology annotation, biological process: exocytosis; Golgi to plasma membrane transport. NCBI's taxonomy places the organism in Eukaryota, Metazoa, Arthropoda, Insecta, Hymenoptera, Figitidae.
UUAUUUUCGAUUUUGACACUGACACCUUUGACACAGUUUUAUUGUUUUGACGUAUUAUGCAAUUUCGAAAAUUUGCCUGAUUAGGUAAAUUAUUGCCUAAUAUGCAAUAAUUAUCGUAAAAUACGGGAAUUAAUUGUUUAUUAACAAUUCGAGAGUUGUUCGGAUUUUUUUCCUUUUAAUACCGGUCCUUUAAAAAGUAUGCUUCAAAAUGAUGCAACAAUACAUGAAGGAACUUGAACAGGAGCCCUUUGAUCCCGAGGAAUUUGUCGAGCGUUUAGCUUGGCGAACGGUGAAUGACACAAUAAGCGAAAAUGGAAAAAGUGUUUUUGAUCCUCUUUUAAUUCACGAAACAUUUCUACAAGCAAUUAAAGAUCUACAAGUUCUACAAGAGAGACAGCAAAAGAAAUGCGAAAAAUUGGAGAGUGCUUUAAAGGAAGAGGAAUCGAGACAUGCCCUCGAAACAUUGGAUUUACAGGAGAGAAAUAAAAAUGCAAUGGAACUUUUUCAUCAACUCGAUGAGAGAAUUAAUCUCGUUGCAACUAAAGUUCUUCAUUUAGGCGAUCAAUUAGAAAAUGUCAAUACACCAAGAGCGCGAGCUGUCGAAGCUCAAAAAUUAAUGAAACAUUUCUCUGAAUUUCUCAGUCCUGGUCCUUUAACUUGUCACAUUUUCACUGAUAAAUCAUCCUUGGACGAGGCAGCCGACGUGAUAUUGAAACUUCAUCUCAUUGCGCAAGAGCUUCCAUCGGAGAAAUUUGAGCACGCAAAGAAGAAAAUUAGUACAAAAUAUCAUGAGAUUGAGAGAAAUUUAAUAGAGGAAUUUGUAAGAGCACAAAAUGGUGAGGACGCAAAUCGAAUGAAAAAACUAGCAUCAAUUCUAUUGCAUUUCAAGGGCUAUUCACAAUGUAUGGACGCAUUUAUUGAACAAAGUCAAAUGAGUUCAUUUGGUAAGGACGUGUUUCAAGAGGUCAUACCAAUGUGCACGAAAAAUUAUAAACUAAUGCAACAAGUUUUCACAAAUCCCGAACAAGUAAUGGCGAAAUUUGUCUUAAACAUUUAUCAUUUACGACUGCAAAAAUAUAUUGUCGCAAAAUUAGCGGAUCGUUCCGACUCUGAAAAAUAUUUGACAAAUCUCUACGAAUUGUAUUUAAAGACAGCAAAACUCUCGAGUGAUUUGAAAAAGUACAACAUGUGCACUGACGAGGCUUAUUUAAUUAAAUUGACUCGAAAUAUUUUUCACAAACAUGUCGAUGGUUAUAUUACAGUGGAGACAAAAUCAUUGCGAGACAAAGCAGCGGCACUAUUAUCGGAAUAUUACGAAUCGAAAAAUCAUCAGAAGAAAGUAUUGCAAACGGGUGGUUUUCAAGAAUUAAGAAGAGAUUUACAAGCUGUCCUUGGUACGAGAACGAAUAUAAAUAUUGCACAAAUCGAAGACUAUGGCGGUGAGACAUUUCUCUCGGAAGAAUUGGCUAUUAAUUUAUUGCAACGAAGUAAAUUGGCAUUUCAACGAUGUUCAUUAUUAUCGCAACCAAAUGAUCUGCCGGCAAAUGCAACGCAAAUAUUGGAUAUUUUAUUAAAAUCACUUGUGGACGAACACGUUGAUUAUGCACUUGAAUUAGGUUUACAGUGUGUUCCAAUUCCAGAGAGUCGCACACAACCGGAAAUACAUUUCUUUAAAAUUGUUCGUCGAUGCAAUGCAAUUAUUCGAUUAUUGGAGGAGCAAUUUAGCGAUAGUUUGGUGCCUCUCGUUAUCUCAACGCCAAAGAAUGUGGAGUGCAUGACGAAGAAGAAGAAAAUAUUGGAGCAAAUUGAAAUGAAAUUGAAUUUGGGACUGGAUCGGAGUAUAAAUGCAAUUGUUGGUUGGGUGAAGGUUUAUUUGCAGACUGAACAACGUAAAACGGAUUUUAAACCUGAGAGUGAUGUUGAUACAUUAAAUACACCGGCGUGUUUGACUGUUGUUCAAUAUGUUACGGGAAUGAUAAGACACAUUGACGACAGUCUCGAUGGUAAAAGUCUUGAGAAUGUCCUCACCGAAUUGGGAAUACGUUUUCAUCGUGUUAUUUAUGAGCAUUUACAGCAAUUUCAAUUUAAUUCAGCCGGAGCAAUGUGUGCAAUUUGCGAUAUGAAUGAAUACAGAAAAUGCGUCAAGGAACUGAAAAUUAGCACUGUCGUCACUCUAUUCGAUACAUUGCAUGCUCUCUGCAAUCUUCUUCUUGUCAAACCGGAAAAUUUGAUGCAAGUCUGCUCUGGGGAUCAGUUGGCAGUGCUGGAUAGAUCGAUAUUGGUCUCGUUUAUUCAAUUAAGGAGCGAUUAUAAAACACAAAAAUUAUCGAAUUCACUGAAAGGACUCACUACGUAGUUGUAUAUAUUUUAAGAAAUCUCUAUAAAUUUAAUUUCUUUUCCUUAUAUUUUAAUAUAUAUAAAUAUUUUUAUUUUAUAUAUAAAUUCUUAACGUGUUGAUAUUAAGUAAUGCCAAUUAAUUUAAAAACUAAUUUUAACUAAUUUUGGUUUCUUUCUUUUCUUCCAUUUUCACUCCCUCAUUUUUCUCCUCUAAAUAGAUUUUCAUAUUUUCGAAUUUAAAUUAUCUUUUUUCUAUAAUGAAUUUAUUUAUUAUAUUAUUAUAAUAAUAUAUAAUUAUUAUUAAAUUAUAAAUAUAAUUUCUAUUUAAUUAUAUUUAUAAAAACACCUUGAAUUAGUUAUUGAAAGUUAUUAUUACCUCUUUAAAGUUAUUUUUUUUAGAAUGAGUUCGGAGAAAAGAAAGCGUAAAAUUCGGAACAAAAGAAAAAGGGCUAGUGAUUUGUUUUCAAAAUAUAGAAAAUCUCUUUUAAAUUGAAAUAAUAGAUUGGAAUACAAUGAAAAUUUUGUAAUUGUCAAUUAUCUACAUUAUGCCUGGGAAGGAAAAGUUUUCAUUUAUCACGGAAAAAGUGAUACAAUAAAGAUAUUAUUGAAUUUAAUAAAAUCUAAAUAGACUUUAAUUCGUUCACUUUUUAAUUUAAUUCAAUUAUUAUGUUUUAAUUAAUUAAUUAUUAACUUUCAUAAAGUUUCAAUGGAUCUGGACUUUGGAUUCAAAAAUCAAAUGUAAAUUUUCUUUUUGGGUAAAAUAAACAGGGCCUUAAAAAAAAUACUAAAAUUCAAGUUCGUCUUGGAAUCAAAUUCUAUAUUUAUCGUUAAUCUACACGUAGGAAACGUAAAAAACCAUCGAUGUAAUAACUUAUAGUAUUCUACGCGUAAAUGUCAUAUCCACUUAAAACGUCUAAGGGCAGCAAUCGCAAAAAUUAUGCUGCAAGACUGUUAAUCUGUUUAUUUUUUUUUUUUAUUCGUGUCACAAUUUUUUUUUUUGAGAGUUUUAUUUAUUUUCCUCCAUUGAGGUUCAAAAUGAACCAAAAA